AUGGAUGCGUUUCCCGCGAGCUACGUUGACCACAACCUCCCGCUUGUUAUACUAUCAGGCCUCAGCCCAGACCAGAGCUCGCAAGAUCGGCUGCCGUUGCUCGCAGAUCCAGAGGCGACGGGCUCUACAGACGGCGGAGCUCGCAUAUUUUCGGAUUUCCCGCUCAUUACUGGUGCCACUGCGGACGGAUUGCUGAGUGCGUUGCUCGCGGAGGAUGCCUCGGACUGGCCAUGGAACUCGAGAUAUUUCAGCCACAGGUCCAACGGGGUGGGAUUUAGGAUUCGGAGAGCUGGGAGGACGUACACGCUCCCCCCGCAAAAGGCUGCCAGACCGUCGAUACCUACUGCCGCGGACACCACACUGGGCUCUGGGAAGGGAUUGGGCGCUCCUCUCGUGCUACAUUCGCCGCUCUCUCCCCUGACUCCGGGGUCUGAGGUCUUUCCAGAUGGCAUCAUCACGCCGGAAUGGAUCACUAAACACCGAUCCCUCGUUCCUGCAGCGUUCAUCAACUUCUUCCCUCUCACCACUGACACAAACAUGGCAUCCCUCAAAGACAACCAGCUGAAGAUAGAGAUCAAUAGUCUAAAAAGGGACUGGGCUCAAUCAGAGUAUAAGACCCGAUUUGUUGUCGUCUUUUUGUUUGAAGACGGCCCGCUUCGAGAUGAUGCCAAUUACCGCAUUUCAAGUAUUAGAAAGGCCACUGGUUUGGAUCCCAGGAACGUUUUUACUCUUCAACCGAACCCCAACCCAGUUGAUAUCCAGAGAUUCGUAAAAUCUUUAAUCUCCGCCUUACAGGGCCCAGCCGUCGAAUAUUACAGAGACCUCUCAAAGCACACUCGACGGAAACGAAAUCGGAGUAGUAUCCCCCCACCAACAUCGCCGCCGACAAGCGGGACGUCCCAGACUCUAUCGCUUCAGGGAUGGAAUGUUCGCUAUGAAUUUAAACUGGGUGUUUUUGCAGAGUUUCGCCAGGAGAUGGACGCGGCCGGCCGUAAUUAUGAGAGCGCAUAUGAUCUACUCUUCGGGGAGGAAGUGUUUGGAUCAAUUGCUGGAUGGAGUCCAAAGUUCAAUGAUGCGCGCAUGCUUGCGGACGUACUUGCUAUGCGAAUCCUCCGGUGCUACUUGUGGGUGGAACAGACAACAUCUGCUGUCCAAUUCUGGAACGCGCAUAGAAGACGAAUUCAGGAUGUUGUCAACCGCCAAGGGAAAGGAACUAGUAAUUACGGAUGGGAAGCGUGGGAAGUGAAUUGGUCUCUAGUGAUGGCAGAGUUGCUAGAUCGCGCCCAUCUUUCCAUGUUUACAGGACACGGGAACCCUCUGGAUGCGGCUGAACAUACAGGUGAAUCGAUCUACGUUAUGUCUGAAAAGGCAGUGGUAUCAGGAGAACGGGUGUCUCCAUGGGAUUUCCUCCACCAUCGUGGUUACUGGUUAAGUCGCGCGGCCAAGCAUACUGCACGUCGAAGACUCCUCGCUGAGAAAAUACCGCAGGAGGAUCGUUUACCCCCAGACCAGCCUUCAGGAUCACAACGGAAAGCCUGGUCGAAUGUCUAUGAUACAUACCAGGCCCCUGAGCCUCAUAACGAGUACCCCAUUGUUGACCAACCGGGAGCUAAGUACUCGAAACAAAUUUUGGGGUAUCUUGAAGGGUCGGUAGCAGAAUUCGCCAAGAGAGGCCAGUUCCGUGCUGUUGAAAAGCAGAAAUUCGACAUGGCGAAAGAGUAUGUCCGUCUCGAAUCUUGGACUGAUGCCAUCCAGGUCCUACGCCCACUAUGGCUUCUACUUUCUUGGAGGGAGGAAGGGUGGUGGAGUUUGAUGGAAGAAUGUGGAUGGUUACUACGCGAAUGCGCAGUGCGCUGCAGCGACGUUGAGACUAUUUACCGUAUAGACUGGGAAUUAAUGAAUAAGAGUUUUACUAACCGACCUGACUGGAAAUAUGAUAUACAUCAAAAAUAUGACGUUUUGGCUCAGGACGCAAGGCCUACUAUAGUUUUGAGGGAUGAAGAGGUUACCUCUUGCAUUUCGAGUUCUUUCCUAUUCAUUUCCUCACGAGGAAACGUUGGGGAGCCCCUUCAAGGCCAACUUGUGCUCCAAUCAGAUAGCAACAAAAGUUCGGCGCCGAUAUACCUCAGCGAGGUGAAAAUCACCUUCGAGGGUGGUUUAUCUCCAAUUAGAAUACUUGCUGAUGCCGACGCGACACCAGCAUCUGAAUGUUCCCAUACGCUAUCAUCUAUAAUAUUGGGCGAUGCGGUAUCAAUCCCCUCCGGCGGCCAAGCUUCAGCAACAGCCUACCCGGAGAUGAGAGGGACUGCAAAUCUGGCACUCUCCCCUGGGCAGAGGAGCGCGGUCACCCUAACUUUGACCCCACGCGAGGCAGGCCAUGUUCGGGUCGCAUCAAUUACUUUGGUAGUGAAAGAUGAUAAAUUUGACCUCUCCUACACUACCGUCGACCAUUCCCGCCAGCAACCUCGGUGGUGGGCGAAGGGGAAAAAUGGUGUCGUUGCGAGGAGAAUUGGAAAAGAAAGGGACCCCUUGGCCUGCCAGAUUCUACCCAAACCACCAAAAGUACUGAUUUCGGUUCCUGGCCUACGCGAUAUGUACUAUUUGGGUGAGAAAGCCGGGUUAAAUGUCAGGCUGGACAAUAAUGAGGAUGAAACAGCGACAAUCGUCAUCGAAGUGAAGCUUAGUAGCCGUUCUGAAUCUCCUGCCACAAUCAGUUGGCUGGACGACGUCGAUUGCCUGGAUCACACUGAAGAUAUGUCGGAAUCAGCGGGAGCGACUCCUGGUAUACCAGUCAUCACAACCCAAACUAUUAGGCGCAACGUUGCCAAACUAGGGCCAGCCGAACAUACCAUCCUGCCAGCAGUCGUUAUCGAGACACCCCAUCCGAUAAAAUAUGAUUUAGAAAUCAGCGCGUUUUAUCAUCUCAACUCCGACCCGGAAACUCCAAUAUCCAAGACAAUAUCGCUAGACUUGCCAUUUAUCCAGCCAUUUGAAGCAAGUUACGAAUUCCUUCCCCGAUUACAUCCGACCCCGUGGCCGGAUUUCUUCCAUUUCGAUGAUACGACAAGUUCCGACGAGGGAGCGGGCCCGCGGACUAACAUGCAACAACGGUGGCUAGUCCAUUCGAAGUUGAUGUCCUUUGCACAGGAGCCUCUUGUCAUAGAGGAUGUCACGCUGAGGGUGGUGAGCACGGUAGCAGGGAAGGUUUGUGCCAUCACCGCAGAGCAAAGCAACAAGCCUAAGCGGAGAAGCAUCCGGCCAGAAGAACCCCAGAACUCGGACUUCGUUGUCGACGUAGAACGGCCUGCGGUAGACGAUCGCCAGUCAACGGCCCUAACUUUCACGCUGGAUAUUAGAUGGCGUCGGGGGAACCAGCACGGCGUUUCCAUAACGGAUACACCCGAGUCAACGCCGCCAGAUGUGUCUCUUCCUCCAGGGGAAGCGACAACGUCCCUGGCUAUCCCGCGCUUCGUCAUUCCGAUGAGCGAACCACGCGCGCUCGCAUCUCCAGCGGCGCCGACCAGCCUUCCUGGGCUGAUUCAGAUAAAUUACACGCUGGAAAACCCGUCAAUGCACUUCCUGACGUUUAGUCUGACCAUGGAGGCCAGCGACCAGUUCGCGUUCAGCGGGCCCAAGUCACUCGCCGUGCAGCUGGUUCCUCUAAGCCGGCACACGGUGCAGUACAGUCUCCUGGCGACUCGGAGAGGGACGUGGAUACAGCCGCAGCUGGUCGUGGUGGAUUCGUACUACAACAAAACGCUCCAUGUGCUGCCAACGGAGGGCAUGAAAACGGAUGGAAAGGGGGUCCUGGUGUGGGUGGACUGA
Molecule: messenger RNA, 3825 nt
Organism: Arthroderma uncinatum
Lineage: Eukaryota; Fungi; Ascomycota; Eurotiomycetes; Onygenales; Arthrodermataceae
Exons: 4
Coding region: 1-3825 (1274 amino acids)
Source: RefSeq, a predicted model, not a curated record